This is a messenger RNA of Ziziphus jujuba (common jujube), 884 nucleotides long. RefSeq lists its product as uncharacterized. Gene Ontology annotation, molecular function: acyltransferase activity, transferring groups other than amino-acyl groups. The coding region runs from base 250 to 771 and encodes 173 amino acids. The transcript has a single exon. NCBI's taxonomy places the organism in Eukaryota, Viridiplantae, Streptophyta, Magnoliopsida, Rosales, Rhamnaceae. The record is from RefSeq and is a predicted model, not a curated record.
UUGGGUCUAUGACAAAGUCUAUUAAAUUCUCCAACUUCCGAAACUAAUAUAUAUAGGUAAUAUUUUUCUAAGUUCCAUAUAAGGUGGGAUAUGAUUUCCAACUAACGUAUAACAUGCCCCAGCAGUCAGAAAAGAAAAACAAUAUUAUAUAACAAGCAGCCCAACGCUCAGUUUGACAAGUACUUAACACCAUCUCUCCCUCCCCAAGUCCUACCAUUGGAAACACAAAGUGAAAAAAAAAAAAAAAAAAUGGCAAAUAGUUCAUUGGAAUUCACUCUCCGUCCUUUUAGGCUCUCUGAUGCUGAUGAUUUUUUCAUCUAUGCAGGUGAUGUCAAAGCCACAAGGUUUGCCCGCUUAAGCACAUUGACCUCCAAGGAAGAAGCGAUCUCCUACAUCCAGAACCACUGCAUCCCUCAUCCUUAUUUCAGAUCCAUAUGCAUCAAUGACCGUUGCAUAGGCUGUGUCUUCAUCGCGCCAGAAAAAGGUGAAGACAGGUGUAGGGCUGAGAUUGGCUAUGGCUUAGCUCUAGACUACUGGGGAAAAGGUAUAACAACUCGAGCUGCCAAAAUUGCACUCUCUGAAGGGUUUAAGCAAUUCCCUGAUCUGGUCAGAAUUCAAGCCCAUGUUGAGGUAGAUAACAAAGCCUCACAAAGAGUCUUGGAAAAACUUGGUUUCCAAAGAGAGGGUUUGCUGAGGAAGUUUACCUAUAAUAAAGGUGCUAUUAGAGAUUUGUUUAUGUACAGUCUCUUAUCCACUGAAUUUAUUGCUUAGAAUUAGAAACUCUGUACCCUUUUUUCCAAUCUUUAUUAAGCUUUGUUACUUUUUCAUGUAUUGAAUAACAACUGGGAAAUGGUAAUAAUAUUUUCUGGAUUAAUCACUAAUAA